AUGUCCUCACUCUAUAAUUUCAAGAAGAUCGAGCCUGUGCCUACUUCUUCUGAUUUUGUCGACAUUAUCUUGUCCAAAACUCAAAGAAAGACUCCCACUGUCAUUCACAAGAAUUACAACAUUGGCCGUAUUAGACAGUUUUACAUGCGCAAGGUCAAGUUUACGCAAGAGAAUUUCGAUGAAAAGUUCAAGAACAUUUUGGACGAAUUCCCCAAGUUGGAGGAUAUCCAUCCCUUCUAUGCUGAUCUCAUGAACGUCUUGUACGAUAAAGACCAUUACAAGCUUGCCCUUGGUCAAGUCAACACUGCCCGUCAUUUGAUUGAUCAAGUUGCCAAGGACUAUGUUCGUUUGCUGAAGUUUGGUGAUUCACUUUAUCGUUGUAAGCAACUCAAGAAGGCUGCUUUAGGUAGAAUGGCUACCGUCAUGAAACGUCAAAAGGACAGUUUGGCCUAUCUCGAGCAAGUUCGUCAGCAUUUGUCUCGUCUUCCAUCUAUUGAUCCCAACACCCGUACUCUGUUGAUCUGUGGUUACCCCAACGUCGGUAAGUCUUCCUUCAUCAAUAAGAUCACCCGUGCUGAGGUGGAUGUGCAACCCUAUGCCUUCACCACCAAGUCUCUCUUUGUGGGCCAUAUGGAUUACAAGUACAUGAGAUGGCAAGUCAUUGAUACUCCUGGUAUCCUGGAUCACCCCUUGGAGGAGCGUAAUACCAUUGAAAUGCAAUCUAUUACUGCUAUGGCUCAUUUAAGAUCCUGCAUCAUGUACUUUAUGGAUCUCUCAGAACAAUGUGGUUACAGUGUUGAAGAUCAAGUCAAGCUGUUCAACAACAUCAAGCCUCUUUUUGCCAACAAGCCCAUCGUUUUGGUCAUCAACAAGAUUGAUCAAGUCAAGCCUGAGGAUCUCCCUGAGGAGCAAAGAAAGUGGAUCGAAGACAUUGCCAACGAAGAGAAUGCUACCGUUUUGACCAUGUCUUGCUAUAACGAUGACGGUGUCAUGAAUGUCCGUAACAGCGCCUGUGACAAAUUGUUGGCUGCUCGUGUUGAAAUGAAGAUGAAGGGCAACAAGAUCAACGAUGUCAUCAACAAGAUUCACUUGGCUCAACCUCAACAAAGAGACAACAUUGCUCGUCUUCCCAAUAUUCCUGCUGAAACCAAGACCCGUGUCAAGUAUGAUCCCAAUGAUCCCAACCGCCGUAAACUUGAGAAGGAUAUCGAAGCAGAGCAAGGUGGUGCCGGUGUGUAUAAUGUCGAUGUCAAGAAGAAGUAUCUUUUGGAAGAUGACGAGUGGAAAUACGAUACCAUUCCCGAAUUCCUUGAUGGUCAUAACGUUGCUGACUUUAUUGAUCCCGAGAUUGAAGAGAAAUUGGAGGCUUUGGAGAGAGAAGAAGAGCGUUUGGAGGCUGAAGGUUUCUAUCAAUCUGAUGAAGAAAUUUUGGAUGACGAUGAAGAGGUGCUUCGUACUGCUGCUGAUGCUAUCCGUGAUCGCAAGAAGCUGAUUGUUCAAGCUCAUCGUGCUGCUCGUGGCAGAACAAGACCCGUUUUGCCCAAGACUGCUGCUGCUAAAUUCACUACUGUGAGCGAAAUGGACAGACAACUUGCUAGUAUGGGUAUUGAUGGCACUGAUGCCUCUGAGCGUACGAGAUCUGCUGCUGAAAGCCGUAAGCGUACUCGUCACGAAGCUAUUGCCGAUGAGGCUGUCAGAGAUGCUGGUGCCAUGGACCGUGGUGAAUCUGAAGCACAAGAAAUUGCUAGCGAAGGUUUCCGUAAUGUCAAGCAAAAGUUGGAAGCUGACAAGCAAAAGAAGAAUGUUCAAAAGCAAAGCUCCAAGAUGGGUAAGCGUGGUGAAGCUGAUAGACAGAUUCAAACCAAGAUGCCCAAGCAUUUGUUCAGUGGCAAGCGUGGUAUGGGUUCAACAGAUCGUCGUUAA
Messenger RNA from Mucor velutinosus, 1923 nucleotides. RefSeq lists its product as uncharacterized. The transcript has 2 exons. Gene Ontology annotation, biological process: ribosomal large subunit biogenesis. Gene Ontology annotation, molecular function: RNA binding; GTPase activity; GTP binding. The record is from RefSeq and is a predicted model, not a curated record. Gene Ontology annotation, cellular component: nucleolus. Bases 1 to 1923 code for a protein of 640 amino acids. NCBI's taxonomy places the organism in Eukaryota, Fungi, Mucoromycota, Mucoromycetes, Mucorales, Mucoraceae.